Messenger RNA from Oncorhynchus masou masou (cherry salmon), 1679 nucleotides. RefSeq lists its product as uncharacterized. The record is from RefSeq and is a predicted model, not a curated record. The coding region runs from base 411 to 1679 and encodes 422 amino acids. Lineage: Eukaryota; Metazoa; Chordata; Actinopteri; Salmoniformes; Salmonidae. The transcript is spliced from 5 exons.
GCUGUUUAUCUCACAGAUGUGCAUCCCAAACGCCAUCCUAUUCCCAUUACAGUGCACUACUAUAAGGCUCUGGUCAAAAGAAGUGCACUGUACAUUGGAACAGGGUGCCACUUGGGAAACAGACACAGUCUUGCAGGAAUCACAUGUCUGGGACACGGAGGCUUUGAGGAUAGCAAUGGUUCAUCAGCCAUCACACCACAUGAUCAGAGGAAGAGACAGAAGUCUUACCAAGAGACCUGGGCUAGAGAUCUGGAUGGAAAGAGUUGCAGAGAAGACGCCUGGCUUGUUGCUUGAUUAACUGGGGAUAUCCAACAGCUCCUUAAUAAUCUGAAUCUACUGCCUGCCGCCGUGUAGCCCCUGAUUUCUGGCCAGAUAUUUCUGGCGUGCCUGGUAACCUUAGUCCCAGAGAGAUGAAUCUUCGUGGGCCAUCUGCCUACGCGGGGGCCCGUAGGGGCCAGGAUCCGGGCUGGAGAAGAUCAUGGGAACCGUCCCAUUGGGACGGACUCAUGUCUGAAGUGGAGGUGGUGCCCCGACAUACCGGUCUUACGGGAUGUAACCCUCCUCGGCAAAAGAGCGCCAGAGAUGGAGGGAGCCACAGCCAGAAUCUAGACAGGUGUUUGCAGGAGUUGGAGAGAGUGCAGUGUCAGACCUAUUUUAAAGGAGGAAGCCCAGUUAGCAGUCCUGGCCAAGUGUCCAAGGUAGAGCUUGUGCCUCCAUCUCCCCCUCAACUUACCCCUGCUCGUACCCCUCGGCCGCACAGCGCCAUCGAGGGAAGACGUCAGAUGAACGAGUGGCUGUAUGAGUUGGAGAAGAUGCAGAGUGGGGACUAUUUUGAAGGAAGCCCCACUGACAGCCCAGAGGUUGAGCCCCAUCCGAAGGUUCAUUUGGGUCGUACCCCUCGCCCGCAAAGCGCCAUCGAGGGAGGUAGCCAGAAUCUCGACAAGUGGUUACAGGAGCUGGAGAGGAUGGAGAACGGGAGAUAUUUCGGAAACCCUGACCGAGCGCAGAGAGAUCAAGUGCAGGCCCCUUUCUACGAAGGGACAGCGUCGAUGCCAACCCUUCACAAGGAACCCGUUGGCUCUGGCCUGCGUCACCACUACCACCACCCCUUGUCCCCAUCUCUCUACAGCCGGGACAGGGACCUCUCCCCCUGUGGGACUCCCAGCCAGUGUGACAGUUCCCUGGGCAGCCAGGAGUCCCUCAGGCCAGGAUUGUCCUCCGUCCCGGACCACAACGGUAGCUGGGAAAGGGCUAUAAUCAAGCAGGCUCCAGGGAAGGAGGAGGCUAAACUCAGCUCUCUGACUCCGGUGAGAGUGGGCUGGCUGCCCAUCCAGAGAAGGGCCCUGUUGAGGGAUGCUCCAGGCCCUGGACCCAGACAUCCACACCUUCAGGUCAAUGUAGCCAGACAGGUGAGACUUAAACCGGCCAUUACCCCUACCUUCCGGAAGAAUCCUGCCGAGGGAAACGUGAUCAAAGCUGUAGUAGAGGGAGAGGUGGAGAAAGUGGAGUGGAGUCAACCCAGCAUUAACACUGUGGAGCUCAGAACGAGGUGGCUUCCUGACCAGGCUCCUUCUCCCAGUACUCAACACCAGGUAACUGACCAGACUCCUUCCCCCAUCCGAAGGUUGAUCACAGCCUUGACUCCUGUCUGUGAGGCUCUGACUGUUCCAUUCUGCUAG